Onychostoma macrolepis is the source of this 1414-nucleotide messenger RNA. RefSeq names its product dehydrogenase/reductase SDR family member 13-like. The record is from RefSeq and is a predicted model, not a curated record. The annotation marks the transcript as partial. Lineage: Eukaryota; Metazoa; Chordata; Actinopteri; Cypriniformes; Cyprinidae. The transcript has 5 exons.
CAGGCUGGAGAAAGCGAAGCAAAACACCUGUGCUCUCCUAAACUUAGAAAAAUUUGCAUUAUAGUGUCUGUGCUGUUCGGUGUUCUUGCUGCAUACAUACUGAUUUAUUAUAGUCUGUUUAAAGGAGCCAGAUUUAAGAUCAACGUGACGUUAAAAGGGAAAACAACAAUUGUCACAGGGAGUAAUAUAGGCAUUAGCAAAGCCACAGCCUUGGAUCUAGCCAAGAGAGGGGCCCGAGUGAUCCUCGCCUGCAGAAACAAACAGAAAGCUGAAGCUGCGGUUUAUGACAUAAGAAAGGAAAGCGGGAACCCUGAGGUUCUCUACAUGCAUCUGGACCUGGCCAGUUUGAAGUCCGUACGUGAUUUUGCAGAGAUUUUUCUGAAGAGUGAACCGAGACUCAGCUUUCUAAUUAACAGUUCAGGUCUUAUAGCAUCAGGCAGAACUGAAGAUGGUUUUGGCAUGGCAUUUGGUGUCAACCACCUGGGCCACUUUUUGCUGACGCUGUUGCUGUUGGAUCGUCUAAAGCAGGCAGAGCACAGCCGCGUCGUCAACGUGUCCACCCUGCUGCAUCGGCUGGGGUUGGAGCUAAAAUCAGCAGGUUGUUGGUCCUCUGAUACCAGCAAGCCCAGCACAGGCUGAACGUCUGGUGCAUUCGGCAAAUGUUUACAGCGCUUUCUUCUUUCUGCAUGCCAUCAAUUUGAAAGAAAAGACUGAGAGGAAGAACUCAAGCAGACUGAUUCUGUGAGCGGCACAGUGGUGUGACUUAAGCUUUGCUCCUCAUCGCUGUCAUGAUGCAGUCUGUGCAAAAGAGAUCAAUAAAGGGUACACUUACGGAAACUACCUAUUUUGAGAGUUUGUUUGAUGCAUGUGUUGUAGUUCCAAGCUUUGUAAAAUGGCCCAAAUUGUCAUGUCACAAAAUUGGAUCAUUACCACCAAAAUAUCCUAUAACUUUUGUUGUUGAUGACCAAUGGUUUUUGAGUACUGGGACAAAAUAAGGUAGGAACAAAAUGGGCUGAAAAUAAAUGUAAAAAAAUUAUGUAUAAAGGAAUUAUUGUUCUCACCUAUGUUUGGGUGCAAUGUUGAUUUUCUUUGCCUGUUACCCAUCAUGAUUACAUGCAAAAAUAAUGUUAUAAAUUUAGACAAAUUGCAUUCACUUAAAUAAAUGAAUUUAAACUGCAUGUUGGAAUCAAAUGAUUUUUAGUUCCAUCUAUUGAAUCUUCAUCGCAAUCUAGUAUAGGCCUACAUAUUUCUAUAUGCUAUAUAUACUUAUAUUUUUAUAAUACAUAUUUAUAAAAGCUGUUGAGUUUAGGUCUAAGGACAGGUGGUUUUUAGGGGUAGCGAAUGUCAAUAUUGUUAAAAAAUUUUUUAUUUUUAUUACAGCCUGGUGUCAUCUCAAAAUCAUUUUACAGUAGAG